AUGCUCGCGGUGAAACUCACCUAUGACGGAUACCUCUUCGACAUCCCAGGUGGCCGCACCGAUGGACACGAGCCAGCGCAGCGCACGGCCGAGCGGGAGACCUUUGAGGAAUCGGGCUAUCAGGUGUCGAUUGGGGAGCUGUUGGCCACGGUGCGGGGCGGCUUCAACAUCUACAAGUGCUACUUGCAAGACUCCAUCCCACACAAGGGCCCAGACCACGAGGUCUCUUUGGUGAAGUGGAUGGAUGCGAGUGAAAUCGAAGGUCACCUGCAGCACCACGAGUGGGCCAAGAAGCAGGAGGAGUUGGAAGCGACGGCCCGGGCGGCGAUCCAAGAGCUCCAGCAGCCGCCGAGGGAGCGCAUUAUACUGCAGCUCCACUGGCGCCUCGGGCAGCGAGUCUUGAAGUUGUGCCGGACGGUCGAGAAGACGGGCUGGGGGGCAUGCCUGGACCUCGUAGCUGAGAAGAAGGCCACCAUCGAGGAGGCCGAGAACAUCCGGGCAGAGGCGCAACAAGUCAUCUCCCAGGCCACGAGACUGGUCUCCGAUGCUUUGGCAAAGGCCAAAGACAACAAGGAGCGGAUCGCGAAGCGGCUCGCCACGGCCAAGCGGACGGAGAUGCGGGCGAAGCUCUUCGCGAAGUACGACGAGGAGAGGGGCGGAACGAUGUGGGCGCGGAGGCCGGAGGGUAUCGAUGUGCCCGAGGGCACCGAUAUCAUGCAGUUCUGCCGGGACCUGGCUGAAAGCGGCGCCCAGUUCGCGGAGCAGUUCGACCGGAGCCACCCGAAGUUCCACGGCGGCAACCCCACGGCCGUGCCGCUGGGCGGCGACCGGGUGCCCGAGUCGCUGGCGGCCUCCAUGGGCGGUGAGGCGGAGGUGAAGAACUGGCGAGACCUGCCGGAUGCUCCCUUGAGCUUAGAGGAUGACUAUGGGCCAGACUACAAGCGAUGGAUGGACGCUCAUAAGACUCUCAACGACUGCAAGAAGGCCAUUGCCGUAGUCAACAAACCAGUGGAAGUUGCCAUGAAGCUCAGAGUUCAAUACACAGAGGCGGAGGGGGAAGACAAGUCUGCCUACCAAGGGAGGCUCAAAGGCGCCGAGAAUGACCGCGACGGCGCGCUGGACGCCGCCACGGCCACGAUCCUCGGGAUGAGCCCGGAGGUGAUCUCCGAGCGCUGCCGGAGCUGCGUGGAGGACGUGGUGAAGAAGGGGAAGUUCGAGUUCAUCGACAAAGAGACCUACGGGGAAUUUAUCCAGAUCUUGAAGCGCGCCAACCAGGAUGCGACGCAUGCAUCCACUAACCAGGAGAUCUUCAUGGAUCAAAAGAGAAUACUUCAAAAGAUCAAGGACAUCAAAAAAGCAUGCAAGGAGCGAAACGCUCAUCCCGAGAAGCAGGAGGACCUCCCUCAGGCUGACGCCGCGGAGGGCGGCGCCUGA
Molecule: messenger RNA, 1434 nt
Organism: Durusdinium trenchii
Lineage: Eukaryota; Dinophyceae; Suessiales; Symbiodiniaceae
Source: the annotation of a GenBank genome assembly